GUAAUUGAGUUUGUUAGAAAACUUGGAGCAAGAGAGAGGUUUGAACGCCGAUGAUGAUGACGAAGAGAACAUUGGAAAGCUUGAGCAGGAAGCCAUUAGAGAGAGGAUGGUCUUAUGGGUUUCGCUGUUUCAGUUCUUCUUCUCCUUCCUCUUCACGAUUCAAGGGCACCAUCCCCACUCUGCUUCAGCCCCGAGUACUGGUGUACGACGCCGUUUCCCGCGUUUGCCACCGAGGAGUGAAAUGGGUAAUCAAAACAGACAAGCAUGAAAUGAUAAAAUUUUGUUGCGUGCAAUCUGAUACGGCUGAGCUGUAUUUGAGAGCUUGUGGUCUUGAAAGAGAGGAUGUUUUCAAUCGCAUGUUAUUUGUUGAAGGGCUGAAUUCAUACUAUCAGGGAUCCACAGCUGCAUUGCAAGUGCUGUCAUACAUGCCAAUACCUUACUCUGUUUUAAGCUCUCUCCGAGUGAUUCCAACUCCACUCAGGGAUGUUGUGUAUGAUUGCGUAGCAAAACGAAGGUAUGAAUGGUUUGGCAAGUCCCAAGAUAUUUUGAUUUUGCAAGAGAAAGAGCUGCUUGGCCGUUUUGUAGAUAGGGAAGAACUCUUGAGUAAAGCUCAUGAUGUGUAGUUUUAGUUGCUACCUUAAGGUAUCACCCACUUACAAUCUGCUUUUUUUCUUUUCUUGCUGUAUUCUACAGCCCAAGAUUUUAACUUUCAAAUGCUUUCAACAACCCAAAAUGACUUACCCCUCCUUCAAAUUAGAGAUUUUUCAGUAUAUUUGGAAUGUCAUUCUUCAGAAUUACAUUGAUAUCAAUAUGGAGUGUAGACAUGUCAUUCCUCACACUUGAGGCUUUUUAGAUAAAUUUUUUUAAAUGAUGUUGCGUUGCAAAUUGA
Messenger RNA from Cajanus cajan (pigeon pea), 889 nucleotides. Its product is annotated as Putative thiol-disulfide oxidoreductase DCC. Gene Ontology annotation, molecular function: protein-disulfide reductase activity. NCBI's taxonomy places the organism in Eukaryota, Viridiplantae, Streptophyta, Magnoliopsida, Fabales, Fabaceae. The record is from RefSeq and is a predicted model, not a curated record.